UGAGAACAAAGAGUGGCAUUGACACGAAGUCUUGCCGUGCGUUCCCAUAAAAGCAGUGAGGAAUUUCAUUUGUGCAUUGAUACUUAAGAGCCGUUGAGAUAACCGCGUCGCGCUGCAGUGAAAAUACGCAAUAGCCACAAAAUGCUGCGCGCGCAUUAUUUCGUUUUUGUUUACGCAAUUUUUAUAGUAACAUAUAUAUUUGCCGUAUCUGCUACGAGUGCUGCCGGGGAAGAUAUAGACGAGAAUUACGUGAAACAGCUGCUGGGCAAUUUGAAUACGAGCGUUGAUCCGUGUGAAGAUUUUUAUGCGUUCGCAUGUGGCAAUUGGGCGCAACACUACGAUAAUGAUGCCUAUGUGGAUGUGCCCGGCUAUAUGGACUACGAAGUGAAUAAGCAAUUGCUGAACGCGCUGCUCGUCGACAGAGCAGCAAAUAAGAGCGGUAUAGCGCAGCAGGCCUGGCAUUAUUAUGGGUCGUGUGUGAAUCUAAAUGCGCCCGCUUUGAACACCUUUCUGCGUUACGUGCAACAGGCUUUGCAAUUUGAGUGGCCUAUAUUGCGUGCUGAUUGGCCGCGACCUUGGCAGAAUGCCACACACUUCGAUUGGCUGCGCGUUGUAGGUGGCUUGCGCGCUUAUGGACUGAACGGUAUUUUCAUAACGCAGGAUGUCAAUGUGCGCUUCGCCAAUGCAACGCAGUACCUCUUAGAGUUGCACGCGCAACAGCCGCCGGCCGUGGCACCACCCUCACUGGUGCUGCGACAAAAGGAUGUUGAAGGCAUAUUUAUUAAUUUCGGUUUGACAGCGCCGGAGGCGCGGAAUGUCAGUGCGGGUGUCAUUGCGCUGGAUAAGUCGUUGACUGACACCUUAAGCACUCUUACAUUGCCGCCUUCAAGCACUUCAAAUGUCAGCGAAGCAAAUGCUACGCGCGCAAACUUCACGAGCUUGGAGAUGAAUGUGAACGACUUGAUAGAGUUGGUGCCGGAAAUCGAUUGGCGCAGUUAUCUGAUACAUACUCUCGGCCGCGAAGUGGACUCGGAGCAACAGCUGCUGCAAACCUACUCCUACGAUUUGCCCUACUUUCGCAAAUUGCCCGCCCUACUUGCCGCACACUCGAACGAGACGAUCGCCUACUAUAUAAUGCUGAAGUUCAUGUAUCAAUUGAGUGGCGAUUUGCCAACUGAAAUGACGGAUGUGCAGAAAUCCACGCAUUGCAUGCGCCUGCUGCGUGGUUAUAUGCCACUGGCGGCCAAUUACCUGUACGAGGAGCAUUAUUACAAGCUUAGACGCGUGGCGAGUGACGCCGCGCUGCAUCGUAUAUUCAACAAGUUGCGUGGCAACUUCGCUCAGCUGGUCAAUGCCAAUGCUUUACAGCUGAACGCCGCUGAGCGUGCCUACAUACUCGCCGAACUGGACGGAAUGCAGCUACGCAUAGGCAAUGUGCCACAUGGGGCGGCGAACUUGACAUCUGAAGUCGAGGAAUAUUAUGCGGAUAUAAAUAUGAGCCCCAGCGACUUUUACGGCAAUCAUUUACAGCUUAUCCACGGCAGUGUGCGACGCAUGCAGGCGAGGCUGUUGAAUGUGCCACGUGCGGCAAAUGCGACGCAGCAACUGAUCUACGAGCACAAUUUCGAGACAUCGAGCUCUUCAUCGCCGGUUAAGAUCUUUGACAACGUGGUGCUCGUGCCAUAUGGGUAUUUGCAGUUGCCGCUUUUCGAUCACCGGUUGGAUGCUUUGUUUCAAUAUUCACUCUUUGGUUUCAUUCUUGCGCACGAGAUUAUGCACGCUUACGACCUCUUUCACAUUGUCUACGAUCAACAUGGUAACUUUAAUCAGUUGGGUUUGGAUGUGGCGCAACAUUAUUGGAGCUUCAUCAACUGCACGCGGCAAACGGAGUUAAAUGACGUGCUCUCCGAGAAUAUGGCCGAUGUGGCGGGCUUACGUGUGGCGUAUCAAACCUACUUCGGCCCGGACAAGAUUAGCGCAGCUGCAGAGCAGCCUCAUAAUAUUACUGCAGAUGGAGCUGGCUCGCGCGUUGAAAAUGACACCGCUACGCAAAUUCAACAACAACCUGUCAUCGGUGAUAAUGAAAUCCCUAAAAGCUUUGCAAAUUCCUCCCCUCGCCUAUGGCUCGGUAAUUUCACGCGCCCACAGCUGUUCUUCAUCAACUCGGUGCAGUUUUUAUGCGCCAACAUGCCGCGCAUCGAUGGACUGAAUGUACAACCGGUGCACCUCGGCCAUGACAUGCAUGAUGUGCGCGUGCGACGCAAUUGGUUGAAUUUGGAGCAUUUUGCGGCCGCCUUUCAGUGUGCACGUGACACGCCGAUGAACCCGACCGAGAAAUGCCGCUGGUGGUGAGCUGCGUAGCGAGUGCCCGAAUUGUGCGACUGCCCUCCGGUGGGGUUUAUUGUUCGAAAGCGGAUUAUUGCUUUCUUUCUGUAACAGUUAUGUUCUACUUUAUACUUAAUUUAUGGUUGUGCAGUGCUUUCUGUGAGAUGUCAACAAUUUUUGCUUACAAAUAACCAUCAAGUCUGCGAUGUAUAAAUUUAGCUCUUGACCGCUUCUUAUAAUACCUUAAUGAAUGCGUAAAAAUAUCUUGAAGACUUACC
This is a messenger RNA of Bactrocera dorsalis (oriental fruit fly), 2603 nucleotides long. RefSeq names its product neprilysin-11. The transcript has a single exon. Gene Ontology annotation, biological process: protein processing. Gene Ontology annotation, cellular component: plasma membrane. Lineage: Eukaryota; Metazoa; Arthropoda; Insecta; Diptera; Tephritidae. Bases 142 to 2352 code for a protein of 736 amino acids. Gene Ontology annotation, molecular function: metalloendopeptidase activity. The record is from RefSeq and is a predicted model, not a curated record.